Messenger RNA from Aedes albopictus (Asian tiger mosquito), 4817 nucleotides. It is a transcript of the gene kn, whose product is annotated as transcription factor collier. The transcript has 14 exons. Lineage: Eukaryota; Metazoa; Arthropoda; Insecta; Diptera; Culicidae. The record is from RefSeq and is a predicted model, not a curated record. Gene Ontology annotation, molecular function: RNA polymerase II cis-regulatory region sequence-specific DNA binding; DNA-binding transcription factor activity, RNA polymerase II-specific. Gene Ontology annotation, biological process: regulation of transcription by RNA polymerase II. Bases 1770 to 3380 code for a protein of 536 amino acids.
AAAAAAGAAGACAACAAAACUUGCACACGCCCCGCUCUUUUUGAGCCAUAAGCAGCAGGCACACGAUGGAAAGUGCAACAAGUCACAUGGUUUUAGUACACCGAGCAACAUAAACAAAGGAACAGUGGGUGUGGAGCUGAGAUGAGUUGAAUCGGAAACGAGAGUGAUGGUGAGAAAGAGACAAACGGAUCGGCUAGGGAAAUGACUUCCCCUCUUUUCCAGUUUUGUGAGAGAAAUGCGAGAGCACGUGGUCGCGAGAGAGAGCGAGAGCUGGUGUUGUGUGUAAACAAAGAUAAAAGUGGGAAGGGGGUGGAGUUAUGUGGAUUAUGGAUGGGAUAGUGGCUGAAUUGGAAACUAUCGCACGCAGUUUAGAUUGAGUGUUCGGGAGAGAAUAAUAGAAAUUUGGUUGUGAAGCGGAAGUCACAAUCUAUUGUGCUGUGAAAAAUCGUGACAAAGGUGAAUGGUCCCAGAGGGAGCGAACAUUUGGCGGUUUGACAGCAGUACUAAAAUGGAUCUACUUUAUCGACGGCGUUGUGUGCACGUGGUGCGGAUGGUGAGAGCGCGUGGGCUGCGAGAGCGCGUGACAAGGCGGAGCCUACUGGGACUGAGUAAAUUUGACUCCGGAGAUAUCCUUUUCAGACUGCUGGGAGUUGGCGCGCAGGGAAUUAGUACAGGGAAAUGUCUGUGGGAUGGAGGUUAGAGUGAGAAGGUUAGCGCAAUUCAGGAAGCUCAGAGGGAUUGUAAAUCCGGCACAGGAUAUACUCUCUUCGUUCAUGUAUCCGGUGUGUAUACGCACCAAUACAGCUGUAAGCCCCUUGAUUCUCGGCACUCAACAGGGACACACGUGAAGCGGAGUGCUCUGCGUGUGGGAGUGAGCGAGCGGCUGGGAUGUCGCACCGUCCCACUCUGGUGCGCUGGUGUGUCAGCUGAAUGGAUGGAUGGAAAACUCAAAAGUUAACGUCAACCGGGGCCCCGAUAGUGCUGCUACUGGUGUUCUGGUGCACAGCUCUCCGAAGCUGGAUAUGUAUGUAUGUCAGAGAACGGACAUCGCGCGGUCGGUUCGCUACCAUCAGCAGCAGCAGUGUAAAACUCCGAUCGUAACUUUGCGUUGCUGAUUUCAGUUGGGGUUUAGCAGUCACACGGGACGAACGUUUACACUCUCUGGAGAUCUGUCCGGAACAGGAGGGAAACCGUUUAGAGCAAAUCGGACACUGGAGACCGGCACCUGUGGUGUGUAAGUGCGAUAGAAGAAUAACGGCAAAGAAGAGUAGUGUGGCGACAUCUGCGGUGUGUAUCAAUACAAGUGAUUGGUGAUUUAUAUGUGGUUUGGGGAAAAGUUUGGGUUCGAUCCCAAGGCAGUUGUGUAAAGUGUCCAUCACAGGAAACCGGAAGUGACAAUCGUGUGUAAAGGUGUUUGCUAUUCGAUUGGCUACUGGAACGUGUCUAUUGACGAAUUGUAACUGAAGGCGUGAUAAGUGAAUGCUGUAGUUCAAAGACUUCAGCAAGUGAUCGUAGCGUGACCCAGAUAUUCAGAAGUGUUUGUAAAGCCUACGUCUAGGCUCAUCUACAUUCAGGUUCCGGAACCUGAGUGUAGCCUCCUUUUUCUAUAGAACGCGAUCACAAUAGUCGUCACGGUGUACGACAACGGACUAAAGCUGCGUUCGGACGAGACAGUGCCGGGCUUCAGCUCGGCAUCGCCCUGGCCAACGCUCGAACUAGAAUGGGGCCGCAAGCUGUACCCAUCGUCGGUUCCGCGCGGGGCCGGUGGUAUGAUGUUUGGCCUUCCACCGACUGGGGCCGACAUGAAUCAACCCCGCGGCCCGAUGACGUCACUCAAGGAGGAACCUCUAGGAGCUCGCGCCUGGAUGCAGCCGGCUGUCGACACCUCAAACCUGGGGAUUGGUCGAGCGCACUUCGAGAAGCAGCCCCCGAGCAAUCUGAGGAAGUCGAACUUUUUCCACUUCGUGGUGGCGCUGUACGACCGGGCCGGGCAGCCCAUCGAAAUCGAACGGACGGCGUUCAUCGGUUUCAUCGAGAAGGAUCAGGAGUCCGACAGCACCAAGACGAACAAUGGCAUCCAAUACCGGUUACAGCUUUUAUACGCAAAUGGAGCCCGCCAGGAGCAGGAUAUCUUCGUGCGGCUCAUCGAUUCGGUAACGAAACAGGCCAUUGUCUACGAAGGCCAGGACAAGAAUCCGGAAAUGUGCAGGGUGCUACUAACACACGAAGUGAUGUGCAGCCGGUGCUGCGACAAGAAGAGCUGUGGUAAUCGCAACGAAACACCGUCAGAUCCUGUGAUUAUAGACCGAUUUUUCCUUAAAUUCUUCCUCAAGUGCAACCAGAACUGCUUGAAGAAUGCCGGCAAUCCACGGGACAUGCGACGGUUUCAAGUAGUGAUAGCGACCCAGGUCGCGGUGGACGGCCCCCUGCUGGCGAUCUCCGACAACAUGUUCGUGCACAACAACAGCAAACACGGGCGCCGGGCGAAACGGCUCGACCCGGAAGGUACGGGAAGUUCUCCGUUGGCCAUUUCGGGCCAUCCGCUGGCCCCGGACAGUACGUACGACGGCAUCUAUCCACCGCUACCAAUGGCAACACCCUGCAUCAAGGCGAUCAGCCCUAGCGAAGGUUGGACGACCGGCGGUGCGCAGGUAAUCAUCGUGGGCGAUAACUUCUUCGACGGGCUACAGGUGGUUUUCGGCACCAUGCUGGUGUGGAGUGAGUUGAUUACGUCACACGCAAUCCGGGUGCAGACUCCUCCCCGGCAUAUACCAGGAGUGGUGGAAGUCACGUUGUCCUACAAGAGCAAACAGUUCUGCAAGGGAUCACCCGGUCGAUUCGUGUAUGUCUCGCUAAGUGAACCAACCAUAGACUACGGUUUCCAACGGUUACAGAAGCUUAUCCCUCGGCAUCCAGGCGAUCCGGAGAAACUCCCCAAGGAGAUUAUCUUGAAGCGAGCGGCAGACCUUGCGGAGGCUCUCUACUCUAUGCCCCGUUCUCCGAAUGGCUCCUCCGGCUUCAAUUCAUACAGUGGACAGCUGGCAGUGAGCGUCCAGGACGGUGCUGGCCAAUGGGGAGAAGCUGAUGAAUACACUCGAGCCCAAAGCAGCAGCGUGAGUCCCAGGGGAGGCUACUGUAGUAGCGCGUCAACUCCACAUUCCUCCGGUGGAGGCUCGUACGGAAGCAGCAAUGGCUACGCUACGGCAUCCAACAUGAGCGGGCUAACCUCGUCACCCGCCAGUGUCUUCAACUCCUCGUCAAUUACUUCGUCGUCUAACUUGUGGCACUCGCAGCUCGUUCCAUCGCAUGGCUACUCGGCGGCCGCUGGAGCACAUCAGUUCUGGCAUACUUCUUCAUCGUCUGUAGCGACCGCGGUCUAAGGGCCCCCAAAUUCUUCAACCGAUCUUUGCUGAAUCAACGGACUGAUGAGUGGCGGCAGUGGCUUCAGUCCCUACUCGAUGACCACGUGUGGGUCCCAAGGUUACACACCUAGCCCCCUUGCAGUGGCCAGCACGACGUCCAAGUAAAGCCUAGCCAACGUAUGGACGACCUCUUCGUCGUUGUUUGUUAUUGCAAAACUUCCCCUGUGUAAGAUACUUAACUCCCCAAUGCUCUUCAGUUGCAUCCUCAUCUAUUUAUUACCCAUUUUUACCCCAUUUUUGGUUUAAUGUGCAAUAUAAACUAACCUCCUUCAGUCGUUGAACUGUAAGGGCAUUGUAAACAUUGUAUAAAGCCAGUUAUUUUAAAGUAAUAAACAAAGCAAAAGAAGCUUUAUAGUUAAAAUUUUGCGAUUUCUAAAGGAAAAAAGUCAACGAAGUAAUUUAAACAAAAAAACGAUAGCAAAAUACAUUAUUCAAAACAUAUCUUUGAGAAACAAGACAAAAGUCGUACAUUUCAUCCAAUCAUAUCUACAUGUGUCAGUAAGAGUUAUUAAACGAAACAACCCUUAAUAAAAACAAAUAGUUGUUAAUCUCUCGAUCAACCACUCAAGAAGCAAACAUCAAAACAAGCAAAUAUUUAGCAAAACAAAAUAAAAGAAAGUCGAAACAUCAUUCUAAAAUAAACGGAAAACUAUUGCUGCAAUCAAUGGACCCCAUUAGCUGGCGCUUAAUUUGUAUACGAUACCGAGACCACGGAACACCACCCACACAUACAAACUGCUCAUGAAACAUUUCACAUUUCGUCUCUUUUGUUCUAAAAAGCUCCUGGAAUGGCUUUAGGAUGGCCACGCUUUCAGGAGGCUGCGUACUUUUAGUCGAGAAGCUUUUGGCGCGCAACCAAUCAUUUCAUCUCGUUGAUCUCAUUGGAAAGCAAUCACUCUCGCUAGGGAGAAUCUUUUAUGUCUUGUAUUUUCUAGUUUAAUUUUUAGCUCAGUGAAUCACGUUUUUGCGAAUUUUGAACAAUCGUUGUCAAGUUAGCUUUCAGAAACAGCACUCAAUAAAAAAAAUCGGAAUGAAAAUGAAUUGGUUUUGCAAGUGAAAUAAACCGGUUUGGUCAAAGUUUGAAGUCCAGAGCAGCUAAUGAAAGAAUCGAAGAAUCAGAAUCCACACUGACCUUAUAUUUAUAAAAACAGAGCAAAAGCAAAGAUAUGAUCUGAAUAGGAAAUUAAUCAAUUUUACGGAUCAAAAGCAAAGCCAACACGCAACCGUUACGGGCGACAGAUCACGCACUCGUUCUUUGUCGUCGUUCCGGUUAUAAAUAGAUUGUAGAUAUAGAUACAUUGAGGAAUUUGAAAUCCUCCUGUGAACCAGUGGCAAUUAAAAAUCGAUUAUGAACAACCAAGUUUCAGAUCAAAUAAAUAUUGGUGUGAAAAAUCA